AGCUCAGCGGGCCGGUCCGAGAAGAGACACUGUCGGCCGAACUCACUCCGGAGCUUCGUGUAGACGUGGACGAUCUCCAUCCGGAGAAAGGCCGGUAAAAAGGUGGACUGUGACCCGGAGAAAGGCCGGUAGAAAGGCUGACUGUGACCCGGAGAAAGGCCGGUAAAAAGGUGGACUGUGACCCGGAGAAAGGCCGGUAGAAAGGCUGACUGUGACCCGGAGAAAGGCCGGUAAAAAGGCCGACUGUAGGUUGAGAUCUUGUCUAGUGGAAAAAGCUGAAACAUUGACUCAAAUCCACAGGAGGAUUUCAAGUUUGUUGUUUCCUAGUAACGGCUUGGCGCUUUGAAUGAACUGUAUCCUAGCAACCGUGACGUCUUCUUCUUCUUCUUCUUUGUUGUUUAACGGCAGCUUGCAUCCAAUAGUUGCAUUGCUGCCUCCUGCUGGAUCUUCACAGCACUACAUAGUUAUAUCCUUUGUAUCAAUCUUGUGGUGGUUAAAAACUCAAACAGCCAGCGUUUGCCUCUCCCCCUCCUCCUCAAAAUAUUGCUGGAUAAUUUCGAGUACACUUUCGCUUUCGGCGUCCAUGUUCAAGUUUACUUUCCCGUUCCAAACUCCAGCAGGUGGCAGUAGUACUCCACCCCCAGCGGAGAAAACUGCCAUUAAACUACAACGAAGAAGAAGAAGAAGACAGACGCUGCUAUCGUGUUUUGGGAUUUGCGGUUGCGUUUUCUUUUUUGUGUUUGCAUGUGUGAUUUGCUGUCGUGUUUUCUCUUUUUUGUGUUUGCACGUGUGAUUUGCAGUUGCAUUUUGUGAUUUGUGGUCGCGUUUUCUCUUUUGCGUUUGCGUUUUGAUUUGCUUUCGUGUUUUCUCUUUUGCGGUUGUGUUUUGCACUUCCAGGCCACCGUACCUCCCCGCCUCCAAGAGUGCUGCGACUGUCACCUCCUCAAGCCCUACUUCCCGCAUCUUUUCCACCAGUACCUGCCUCUCCCGGUUGUAACAUCUACAAGAAAUAAAAACAUGUUGCACCGUGACGUCUUCUUCUUCUUUCGUUUAAUAGCGGAUUCAUGUGCAUACCGCCACCUACUGUAGAGUGUGUAACCUCAUAUCUCAACUUUAGAUUCUCUGAGAAAAGCAGAAUUUUGUUUUCCUUCCAUCUUUCCUCUGACUCAAGAAUUCACUCCGGACCCAUUGAGCUGCUCUAACUUUACCCUGUACUCUCUGUCUCUGUAUCUCUCUCUCUGAUGCAUAUGUUCAACCGCGAUGUCAGGAUUUUCAAUAAACUUUUAUUGAAUAUUAAUUUAUAUGUCACUGAAGAAACUGUUUAAUAUGAAGACAAAGAAAUGGUGAAUUUUUGAAUGAAUAUAUAUAAAAAAAGAAAGAAGGCCACAGCUUCAAUUUAAAUUUGAUGACUGGACAGUAAAGUCAUCUGUGAACAAGAAGGUCAUCAGGUUAGACAGGAAUAUUACAGUGAUUACAGUAAAAUAUAUAUAUAUAUAUUACAGUAAUUACAUUAAUACAGUAAUAUUACAGUAAUUACAGUAAUAUUACAGUCAUUUCAGUAAUACAGUAAUAUUACAGUAAUUACUAAAAUAUUACAGUCAUGACAGUAAUAUAGUAAUAUUACAAUUAUUACAGUAAUAUUAGUCAUUACAGUAUAAAGUAAUAUUAAAGUAAUCAGAGUUAUACAGUAAUUACAGUAAUAUUACAGUAAUUUACAGUAAUUACAAUAAUAUCAUAUCAACAGUCAUUACAGCAAUGCAGUAAUAUUACAGUAAUUACAGUUAUGUAACAGUAACUACAGUAAUACAGUAAUAUUACAGUCAUUACAGCAAUGCAGUAAUAUAUCAGUGAUAACAGUUUUAUUACAGUAAUAUAACAAACAUUACAGCACUGCAGUAAUAUUACUGUAGUUACAGUUAUAUUACAGUUGUUACAGUAAUAUAGUAAUAUACAGUAAUUAUUAUACUGAAGCAAUUAGAGUAAUACAGUAAUUAGAGUAAUAAGUAAUACUAUAAUUACAGUAAUUAAAGUUAUAUUACAAUAAUUACAGUUAUACAGUAAUUACAUUAAUAUUACAGUAAUAGUUAUAUCACAGUAGUUACAGUAAUACAUUACUGUAAUUACUGUGAUAUAACUGUAUUACUGUAAUAUUAAUGUAAUUACUGUAACAUUACUGUAAUUUACAGUAACUACAGUAAUAUAACAUUUAUUACAGUAAUAUCACAGUAAUAACAGUAAUAUUACAGUAAUACAGUCAUACUUCAGUAAUUACAGUAAUACAGUAAUUUACAGUAAUAAAAAUAUUACAGUAAUAGUUAUAUUACAGUAAUUACAGUUAUACAGUUAUAUCACAGUAGUUACAGUUACAGAGUAAUAUUACUGUAGUUUACAGUAACUACAGUAAUAUUACAUGCUCAGUCUGUAAGUCUGAACUGUGAGGGGAAGUCAGUUUGUUUGUUUGUUGGGCUGUCAUUUUUAAAAAGUUAACUUUUUAAAAGUGUGUGUGUGUGUGGGGGAUAUAAUGCAUUUUUUUGGAAUGCAAUGUUUUGGCCCCGCCCCCUUUACUGUGGUCGAUCAGCAGAGAAGCUUCUCUGUGGGUGUUGGAGUCAGACCCACAGAUGAAACAGUCAGGAGAGAUUUAGUCAGUCACAUCAACAAACUACAGUCUCACAUAUUAACAUCUUCAUUUUAAGGUUAUGACGAAAUCUGUUUAUCCCGUGAUUUGAAACUUACCAUACCUGUAGUCUGGACACCAAACUUGGUAACUUUUGAACCGUGUGAACUGUGUUUUUCUCUGUAGAAAAUUGUAAAAAAAAAAAAAUCUGAACCACGUGUUUGUAUGUGUGUUGUAGUUGUCAUUCUCCUCCCAUCAAGCAGGGGUCUCUGUUCGUCUGUGCGCUUCGCUCGGCUUAAGGCGAACAGUCGUCGACGCGGAACUCGGUGCGUGUUUACUGCGGGUGUGCUGGUCGUCUUUGUCCGUAGACAGAAGCAGGAUGUGCGGGGUGCAGAUGCUGCGGGUGUCGGUCCAUGAGCGGCUGAGCGCCGCCGCUGAAGCCUUCUUGCUGCAGCUGGAAAGAAGAAGAAGAAGAAGAAGAAGUGGAGAAGAAGAAGAAGAAGACGCGGCGGCGGCGGAAGUCCCGGCGGCACUGAGAGCGCUGCUCACCGAGCGGCUAAAGGCGGCCGCGGAGGAGAUCGUCGCUCUGCUCGAGGACACCGUGGCGGAGUACGAAGAGCGCGUGGAGCGCAAAGAGCGCGAGAUCUGCCGCCAGAGGAGGCUGCUCGAGGCCGUCCUGAAGCCCCGAGUACAGCUGACCAGAACAGGUCAGUACCGGAACCACAGAGACCCGAAGGAGGAACCAGGAGAGACACCCGCAGAACACUAAACACACACACACACACACACACACACACACACAUAUACAGAUACACACUUCCGCUCACCUUCAAAAUAAAAGGUGAACAGAACAGGUCAGUACCGGAACCACAGCGCCCCGGAGGAGGACCCAGAUAACACAAACAUAACAAACACACACAGGCUGUUGCUGCGUCCGAAUUGCCCGCUCGGAUACUACAUGCUACUGCUACGUGCUACUGCUAGAUCCUACUCCUACAUAUUAAACACGUUGGCCCAAUUCGGACACACGAGACGAGCGGUGGGGAAAGACGACCCCCGCAGGCAGAGAGUAGGUACUGCGCCCGUUUUAGACUGAAUGGUAAUUGUGAUGGAUGCUGCUGUAUUAUGUUCCUGCACUGCUUUAGAAAUUCACAAAGUAGCUUUUCCAUGACUUUUAGCCUUCAUUCACUCACGUAGUGAUCGUUUGUUCAAUGAGAUCUGCCUGAUUACUGCAGCUGUGCAGUUUAAUGAUGGAAUAAGUGAGCUUUACCGCCAUGAUGUCGCCACAUAUUUGCUCAUAAAAUGAUUACUUGGCCAAAUAUGACACCAUGACAUGACAAAGAGAUACAACCACACAUUUUUUAGGACAGUGUGUGAAGUUACAUGAAACUUACAUCUGUACUGCGCUGCUGUGGCCAGCCGGCGUUCGCAACACAUUUAAAUAGGCAGAGCAGCUGGUCGCGCUAGUAUCACGCGCUUCUACAACUUUUAAGAGGACGAAGAAGAAGCCCGCGGUGCAUUUUGGGUCAGUAGCAUGCCCGUAGGAUGCACCGAGACCAACCUACAAUGUGGGCGUGUCUAGUAUCUGAAGUAGUAUCUGAAGUAGCAUGCUACUCGCUCCGGUGGCCAAUUCGGACAUGCUAGAUACUACUUCGACUACUACUUGGCAAUUUGGAUGCAGCUUGUGUCUUAUUUCAGAGACUGCAUCAGGAUAAGCGCGCUUAAGCUUAUCAUGACUUUAUUCUCCCAAGUUUACAACUUCAAUCUCUAAGUCUUUAAAAAAAAAAAAAUCUCAAUGCGCGCUUAGCUGAGCGCACUGCUGUUAUGUGGACUGGAGUACCCUAAGUGAGAUGAUCCGGUUUUUGUGAAAUGGGACACACUACCCUUCGGAGGACUUCCUGGUUGAGUUGCCAAAUGUCCCCACCCUCAGGCUCGCGUCACGACUGACUUGAAGAAAAGCCGCGGAGCGCAGCAGUUAUUUUUUAAUUGUACGACCUUGCACAGACACAAAACAAUAGAUACAUACAAGCACAGAUAAUUUCCACAAAAUUCUUCCAGUGAUUGUUUUGUAUGAAGGAGUAUGAGGGCCAUAUAGACAAUUUUUUCAAAGACUUAGAGAUUUAAGUCGUGAAUUUACGAGAAUAAAGUUGUAAUUGUUAUUUCAAAGGAGAGUUGUUAAAAUUAGAGCCAUUGAGCAUUUGACGGAACUGUGGUUCAGUAUAGGUCUCACAAACAAGGAGAUACUUCAUCCUUUGGCACAUCAGCAUCACAUUGUCAAAAGUAUAAAGAAUAUAUGAGAAAUACGUGGUGUACUUGGAGGAAAUCGCUGCUUUUGUGGAGGCAGGAAUGAAUAUGCUGAGGCUAUAUCUGUCAAUGCAGCUGUAAAAUGAAUGACAUUGAGCUUUAGUUUAUGAUAUGAAUCCAUAUGCCAUAAUAAGGUGUUGGUGUCUCUGCAGGUGUAGGUUACCGCCGGUGUCAGAGACGUGGUGCUCGUCGGAGCUCGACUCCCUCUGGAUCACAAAUGUUGAUCAUCAUCAGUUUGAUUGUUUCUUCAGAAACCACAAAAUCUCUCUGAAUGACCCGCUGAUACAUCCACAGAUAACCCUGCAGAUGACCAACUUCAGUCAUUUCCCCCUCCACAAAAGCAGCUUUAUGACUUUAUUUACUUUAUGACUUUAUUUACUUUAUGACUUUAUUUACUUCAUGACUUUAUUCUCCCAAGUUUACAAAUUCAAUCUCUAAGUCUUAAAAAAAAAUAAAAAAUCUCAAUGUUGUCCUGAUCCUCUGCUGUAGUUUUGUCAGCUUUCUUAUUUCUAAUGUCUUUGAUGAUGGCAGCAGAGCGGAUCAGUUCGUCUCUAAAUCUAUAAUGUUUGGUUUUUCAGAUUUUAGUGAGUUAAGAGAUCAUGCGCUCAUACAGCCUGAGCUGACUGUCUGCUGUUUUUGGAUUUCCUUUAUUUUCUUUAAAGACGUGCUGCAUCUCCAAGCGAGUCCUGCCUCUCACCCGAAAUGCGCAGCUGUGCAUCGGCACGGUACCGACGGCACAAAAGGGGUGUAGUGUGGUUUUGAGACCGAAUUUGAAGCGUCACAGUAUUACAGUAUUAUUCACAGUAUUAUUCAUAGUAUUACAGUAUAUUCACAGUAUUAUUCACAGUAUAACAGUAUUAUUCACAGAAUUAUUCACAGUAUCACAGUAUCACGGUAUCAUUGUCAGUAUAAUUCACAGUAUUAUGGUUUUAUUUACAGUAUUGUUCACAGUAUUAUUUACAGUAUUACAGUAUUAUUCACAGUAUUACAGUAUUUUCUAGGUUUUGCAGUAUUAUUUGGUUUUAUUCACAGUAUUAUUUACAGUAUUACAGUAUUAUUCACAGAAUUAUUCACAGUAUCACAGUAUCACGGUAUCAUUGUCAGUAUAAUUCACAGUAUUAUGGUUUUAUUUACAGUAUUGUUCACAGUAUUAUUUACAGUAUUACAGUAUUAUUCACAGUAUUACAGUAUUUUCUAGGUUUUGCAGUAUUAUUUGGUUUUAUUCACAGUAUUAUUUACAGUAUUACAGUAUUAUUCACAGUUUUACAGUACUAUUUACGGUAUUAUUCACAGUAUUAUUUACAGUAUAACAGUAUUAUUCACAUUAUGACAAUAUUAUUUAAAGUAUUAUUCACAGUUUUACAGUACUAUUUACGGUAUUAUUCACAGUAUUAUCUACAGUAUUACAGUAUUAAUUACAGUAUUAUUUACAGUAUAACAGUAUUAUUCACAGUAUUUAUAAAGUUUGAAAAAUCAUUCAUAGUAUUAUUUACAGUAUUAUUCACAAUAUUACAUUAUUUUUCACUCUAUUAGUCACAGUAUUACAGUAUUAUUGACAGUAUUACAGUAUUAUUGACAGUAUUUCAGUAUUAUUCACAGCAUAACAGUAUUAUUUACUGUAUUAUUUACAGUAUUACAUUAUUUUUCACUGUAUUAAUCACAGUAUUACAGCAUUACUACAGUAUUAUUCACAGUUUUAUUUAAAAUAUUACAGCAUUAUUCACAGCAUUUUUUCAGUAUUACAGGUAUUAUUCACAGUAAUAUUUAGAGUAUUAUUCAGAGUAUUAUUCACAGUAUUACAGUAUUAUUUCCAGUAUUAUUCACAGUAUUUCAGUAUUAUUCACAGUAUAACAGUAUUAUUUACUGUAUUAUUUAAAGUAUUACAUUAUUUUUCACUGUAUAAGUCACAGUAUUACAGUAUUAUUUACAGUUUUAUUCAAAGUUUUAUUUAAAAUAUUACAGUAUUAUUCACAGUAUUUUAUCAGAAUUAUAGUAUUAUUCACAGUAUUUUUGACAGUAUUACAGUAUUAUUUACUGUAUUAUUCACAGUAUCUCAAUAUUAUUCACAGAACAACAGUAUUAUUUACUGUAUUAUUUACAGUACUAAAUUUUUUUCACUGUAUAAGUCACAGUUUUACAGUAUUUUUUACAGUAUUAUUCAGUUUUAUUUAAAAUAUUACAGUAUUAUUCACAGUAUUUUUUCAGUAUUACAGUAUUAUUCACAGUAUUAUUUACUAUACUAUUCAGAGUUUUAUUCACAGUAUUAUUGACAGUAUUACUGUAUUAUUUACAGUAUUAUUCACAGUAUUACAGUAUUAUUCACAGUAUAAUAGUAUUAUUUACUGUAUUAUUUACAGUCUUACAUUAUUUUUCACUGUAUAAGUCACAGUAUUACAGUAUUAUUUACAGUAUUAUUCAAAGUUUUAUUUAAAAUAUUACAGUAUUAUUGACAGUAUUUUAUCAGAAUUAUAGUAUUAUUCACAGUAUUUUUGACAGUAUUACAGUAUCAUUUACAGUAUUAUUCACAGUAUUUCAAUAUUAUUCACAGAAUAACCAUUAUUUACUGUAUUAUUUACAGUAUUACAUUAUUUUUCACUGUAUUAGUCACAGUAUUACAGUAUUAUUCACAGUUUUAUUUAAAAUAUAACAGUAUUAGUCACAGUAUUUUUUCAGUAUUUCCGGUAUUAUUCACAAUUUUAUUCACAGUAUUAUUCAGAAUAUUAUUCACAGUAUAAUAGUAUUAUUUACUGUAUUAUUUACAGGAUUACAUUAUUUUUCACUGUAUAAGUCACAGUAUUACAGUAUUAUUUACAGUAUUAUUCACAGUUUUAUUUAAAAUAUCAGUAUUUUUUCAGUAUUACAGUAUUAUUCAGUUUUAUUUACAGUAUUAUUCAGAGUAUUAUUCACAAUAUAACACUAUUAUUUACUGUAUUAUUUACAGUAUUAAAAUUCUUUCACUGUAUUAGUCACAGUUUUACAGUAUUUUUUACUGUAUUAUACAGUUUUAUUUAAAAUAUAUAGUAUUAUCCACAGUAUUAUUUACUAUACUAUUCAGAGUUUUAUUCACAGUAUUAUUGACAGUAUUACUGUAUUAUUUACAGUACUAUUCACAGUAGUUCAGUAUUAUUCACAGUAUAAUAGUAUUAUUUACUGUAUUAUCUACAGUCUUACAUUAUUUUUCACUGUAUUAGUCACAGUAUUACAGUAUGAUUUACAGUAUUUUUCAGUUUUAUUUAAAAUAUUACAGUAUUAUUGACAGUAUUACAGUAUUAUUUACAGUAUUUCAUCACAGUAUUAAAGUAUUUUUCACAGUAAUAUCACAAUGUUACAGUUUUAUUCACAGUAUUACAGUAUUAUCCACAGUUUUAUUCACAGUAUUGCAGUAUUAUUCACAGUACUUUUAACAGAAUUACAGUAUUUCUCAGAGCAUUACAGUAUUACUCACAGUAUUACAUAAUUUUCAGUUUACAAUAUGUUGGGUCUAAAACCUGCCCAAAUACCUGAAAACAUAUAAAGAAGAGAAAGACAAUGGUUUAUGCUCGAGGAGAAUGGACAGAGAUAGCAUCAGGUGUUUUCUCAAGACCACUCUGAGAGUGGUUUUCUGUCCUCCCUCUUUUAUUUGGGGUUGUCCCUGGUUACACAAUGUUUCUAAAGGGUGGGGGAAAAAUAUGUGCAGCAACGUAAGCAUAUUCAUAAAACAUAAUAAUGAACAACUGUGAAUAUGUGAAGGUCAAGGCGACAUGGUUUUAUCAAACGAGCUCCUUCUGAUAAGAGCGGAUCCUCCUCAAUACUUCCCAUGAUUCAUAGUGGAGGAUACAUCACCCACACCCCCACACCUGCUGAUAGGAAAAACGAGUUCACAGAGAAGUUAAGAAACAUUCAUGUGCUGUGUAAUUAUUGGAGAGAGAAGUUAGAAAACACUCAUAUAUGAUAAAAACACUUAUGUGAUGUAUAAAAGAGGUCAAAACAGUUUAUACUUGUAGUAAAUUCUUACAUAAGAAUAUGAGGAAUAAUGAUAACUUCUAUAUACAUUUAUGCACAUUAUUCUAACACAAUAUUUACAGUAUUUCAGUGUAACAGUUUUAUUCACAGUUUUACCGUAUUUUUAACAGUAUUACAUUAUUACUCACAGUUUAACAGUAUUAUUCACAUUAUGAAAGUAUUAUUCACAGUAUUAUUCGCUGUAUUACAGUGUGAUCUGUUCCCUCUAUGAUCCAGUAAAUCACAGACCCCCCCCCCCCUCCGUGUUUCUGCUUCUCCUCAGAUACUUUACAGACCAUCAUCCUGGACCACAGAGACCUGGAGCCUCUGCUGGACCCCGCAGCCCUGAACCCCUCUGAACCCGAGGAGCCCGACAGCCCCGCCUCUUCCCUCGCCUCCUGUCCCGCCUCUCCUUGCUCCUCCUCCCCCUCCUAUCAUCAGCCCUCCUCACCCAGCAGCUCGACCGUCCUCAGCGAGGACGAUGGCGAGUGUACUGCCCAGAACCGAGCCCAGAACCGGGCCCUGACGUCCCCGAAGAUCAAAAGGAAGAGAGGAGGGCCACCGCUCGCCAACAGACCGAACCAACCGGCCAAACGGAAGCGCUCGGCACCGGCUCAAAGGUUCGAGUGUCAGGUGUGCGGCCGCUCUCUGCAGGGGAAGGGCUUCCUGCUCAAACACGUCCUGCAGGUCUGCUACCAGGACAAAGACUGUCGCUGCGGUUUCUGCGGCGAGGGUUUAGACUCCGCCCCUGAGCUGGCGGCUCACCUGCAGAUGCACCAGGAGAAAAGUAAAACCUGUUCGUACUGCGGGAAGACCUUCCAGUCCAUCCUGGCACAGGAACUUCACGUCCGUCUGCACACUGGAGAGAAACCCUUCAGCUGCGACGUCUGCGGGAAGAAGUUCAGCCAGAAAGGAAACCUGGCGUCGCACAUGCACGUCCACACCGAGGAGAAACAGUUCAAGUGUAAGGAGUGCAGCCGUGCCUUCUGCCACCUGUCCUCGCUGCAUAGACACCUGCAGGAGCACCGAGACCAGGAGGUGCAGACCUGCAGUGUCUGUUGCGAGGAAUUCACAAAGAGGCAGGACCUACAGCGACACAUGUCCAAACGCCAUAAACAGCGAGCCGACGUACCAGCGACACAGCGCCGAUCCACCCCGCCCCAUCUCUGCAAAGUGUGCGGGACCAUCUUCCAGAGGAGGACGUACCUGGUCAAACACGUGGAGACUCACCUGCAGGACCCGGACCGCAUCUGUGGACUCUGUGGAGACCAGUACGAGUCCACCGCCAGCCUCACCGCCCACCUGCGCUCACACCGCGACUUCAGCAACACCUGCCACAUCUGCGGGAAGACCUUCCCCGCCCACGCUGCGCUGGAGAUGCACCUGAGGAUCCACACUGGAGAGAAACCGUACACCUGCAACUUCUGCGGGAAAGCGUUCAACCAGAGCGGGAACCUGAAGAUGCACCUGAAGAUCCACACGGGGGAGCGGGCGUUCUCCUGCAGCCUCUGUGGGAAGGGCUUCACCCAGAAGAACACGCUGGACACACACAUCCGCUUCCACAACAAGGAGAGACGCUUCCUGUGUCAGGUGUGUGGGAAGGGCUUCAUGCAGGACGUGGACCUGAAGAGACACAUCCUGAUCCACACCGGAGAGAAACCCUACACGUGCACCUUCUGCGGGAAGAGCUUCCAGGCCAAACGCUCCCUCAACGGACACCUCAAAGUCCACGCCAUCGGACUGUCGGGACCCGAUCAGGGCUCAGAGGAGCAGAGGACAGAUGGGUUCUUCUCGGGCUUCAUCCAGCUGUAGAGGUGGGGGGGCCGGGGGGCGGGAGAAAAAAACUCAUAAAAGAAACUGACCCGAUGAUUAAACUUGGAAUGCUGAGCUGACAGGGGGCAGAACCACCAGACAGAACCAGUACCAGACCCCCUCCAGCUCAGUGUAUGCCCCCCCCCCCUUUAAUAAAGUUUAUACUCCUUAAACCAUAAGCUGUGUUUCAUGAGUACUGGGUAGUAUCAGUGUGUACAGUACAGCUGAUAAAACUGUAACUGGUC
Messenger RNA from Xyrichtys novacula (pearly razorfish), 10956 nucleotides. The record is from the annotation of a GenBank genome assembly. Lineage: Eukaryota; Metazoa; Chordata; Actinopteri; Labriformes; Labridae.